Messenger RNA from Colletotrichum karsti, 2019 nucleotides. RefSeq names its product pre-mRNA-splicing factor clf1. Gene Ontology annotation, molecular function: protein binding. The transcript is spliced from 2 exons. The coding region runs from base 1 to 2019 and encodes 672 amino acids. Gene Ontology annotation, cellular component: post-mRNA release spliceosomal complex; U2-type catalytic step 2 spliceosome; Prp19 complex. The record is from RefSeq and is a predicted model, not a curated record. Lineage: Eukaryota; Fungi; Ascomycota; Sordariomycetes; Glomerellales; Glomerellaceae. Gene Ontology annotation, biological process: spliceosomal complex assembly; mRNA splicing, via spliceosome.
AUGGAGGCAUCACGGGGACCGCCAAAGGUCAAAAACAAGGCCGCCGCGCCUGUUCAGAUCUCCGCGGAGCAGCUUCUUCGUGAAGCCGUCGACCGUCAAGAGGUUGCUUUGCAAGCACCUACUCAACGCUUCGCCGAUUUGGAGGAAUUGCACGAGUUCCAAGGCCGAAAGCGAAGAGAGUUCGAGGACUACGUGCGGCGGAACCGAGUCAAUCUCAACAAUUGGAUGCGAUAUGCUGCAUGGGAGCUCGAGCAGAAAGAGUUCAGACGCGCGCGAUCCAUUUUCGAGCGAGCACUCGACGUGCACCCCAAUUCAGUCCCGCUCUGGAUCAGGUAUUGCGAAUCGGAGAUGAAGAACGGUGAUAUCGCACAUGCGCGGAACCUCUUUGAUCGGGCCGUCGCCCGGCUCCCCCGUGUUGAUAAGCUGUGGUAUAAGUAUGUCUACAUGGAGGAAAUGCUCGGCGAGAUCCCAAAGACCCGUAGCGUAUUCGAUCGUUGGAUGCAGUGGCAGCCUGAUGAAGCUGCGUGGAGCGCCUAUAUCAAGUUGGAGAAGAGGUAUGGGGAGUUCGACAGAGCCAGGGACAUCUUUGAGAAGUUCACGCAGGUCCACCCAGAACCGAGAAAUUGGAUCAAAUGGGCCCGUUUCGAAGAGGAGUACGGCACCAGUGAACUGGUGCGGGAAGUGUACGGGAUGGCCGUCGAGGCGUUGGGCGACGAGUUUGUUGACGAGAAGCUCUUCAUCAGCUAUGCUCGCUUCGAGGCGAAGAUGAAGGAGUAUGAGAGGGCCAGAGCGAUCUACAAGUACGCCCUGGACAGGUUGCCUCGUUCAAAGUCUAUGCUUCUUCACAAGGCCUACACGACAUUCGAGAAGCAGUUCGGAGAUAGGGACGGCGUCGAGGACGUUGUGCUGUCAAAGCGGCGUGUCUUUUACGAAAACCAGGUCAAGGAAAACCCAAAGAACUACGACACAUGGUUCGACUACACAAGACUCGAGGAAACCGCGGGUGAUCUUGACAGGGUGCGGGAUGUGUACGAGAGAGCUGUUGCGCAGGUCCCGCCGGCUCAGGAGAAGAGAUUCUGGAGGCGAUACAUCUAUCUCUGGAUCAACUACGCCAUCUUCGAAGAGCUGCAGGCAGAAGAUGUCGAAAGGGCGCGGCAGAUCUACAAGGUGUGCUUGGAGUUGAUCCCUCACAAAAAGUUCACCUUCGCCAAGAUCUGGCUUCUCAAGGCGCAGUUCGAGAUCCGCCAGGGAGAGCUCACAUCAGCACGCAAAACCCUGGGCCAGGCCAUCGGCAUGUGCCCCAAGGACAAGCUGUUCCGAGGAUACGUUGAGCUGGAGCUCAAGCUCUUCGAGUUCUUGCGGUGCCGAACCUUGUACGAGAAACACAUUGAGUGGAACCCAGCCAACUGCCAGACUUGGAUCAAAUUCGCCGAGCUAGAGCGUGGCCUGGACGACCUGGACCGGACCAGGGCCAUUUUCGAGCUGGCAGUCUGUCAACCAGUUCUCGACAUGCCCGAACUCCUAUGGAAGGCGUACAUCGACUUUGAGGAAGAAGAAGGCGAGUACGAAAGGACAAGAGACCUCUACGAACGUCUGCUCGAAAAGACAGACCACGUCAAGGUCUGGAUCAGCUAUGCCCACUUUGAGCUCAACAUCCCCGAAGACGAGGAAGGGGCGGACGAGGAGGCGCCAAUCAGCGCCGAGGCCAAGGUCAGGGCCCGCAAGGUCUUCGAGCGCGCACACAAGAGCAUGCGGGAGAAGGAUCUCAAAGAAGAAACUGUCACGCUGCUCAACGCAUGGCUGUCGUUCGAGAAGACGCACGGCGCCGAGGGGGAUGUAGAGAAGGUACAAAAGCUUAUGCCUCGCAAGACGAAGCGCAGAAGGCGCCUGGAGGACGACAGCUUCGAGGAGUAUAUCGACUACGUCUUCCCCGCAGACGACAAGCAGACCCAGAACCUGUCGAACCUGCUAGCCAUGGCGCAGGCCUGGAAGCAACAAGGAGGAGACGCCACGGCAUGA